Messenger RNA from Nerophis lumbriciformis (worm pipefish), 6747 nucleotides. It is a transcript of the gene bod1l1, whose product is annotated as biorientation of chromosomes in cell division 1-like 1. The record is from RefSeq and is a predicted model, not a curated record. Gene Ontology annotation, biological process: signal transduction. NCBI's taxonomy places the organism in Eukaryota, Metazoa, Chordata, Actinopteri, Syngnathiformes, Syngnathidae. Gene Ontology annotation, cellular component: membrane.
CGUGUUCGCUUUCGGUAUGCGUUUUAUAUGUAUUUUUUUUGAUGUAUUGAAAUUAAGUUGAAUUGUUUAAACAUGGCGGGUUUACCACCGGGGGAUCCUCAGCUCGUGUCAAUGAUAGUGAAUCACCUGAAAACACAAGGACUAUUCGACCAGUUUAGGAGAGAUUGCCUGGCAGACGUUGACACGAAGCCCGCUUACCUGAACUUGAAGCAAAGAGUGGACAACUUUGUCUCCAACCACCUGUCCAACCACACAUGGAGCCCUCAGUUGAACAAGAACCAGCUGAGAAACAACAUCCGACAGCUCGUGUUGCAAUCUGGGAUGCUGGAGCAAGGGGUGGACAGGAUCGUGGCCCAGGUGGUGGACCCCAAAGUCAACCACAUCUUCAGGCCGCAGGUGGAGAAGGUGGUCCACCAGUUCCUGUCGCCUGGCACCAGCAGCGAGGAGCCGCCGCCGCCGCCCCCGCCGAUCCCAGCGACGGAGACCAAAGCUGACGUCAUUAUUCCUCAGCAGGCCUCAUCGUCUACUCCGACGUCCACCGCAGACGCCAUGUCCAUCCUGGACGCCAUCACCUCUCUCAGCCAGGAGGCCAACGUCAGGACCGCCGAGAAGGUCCGCAAAGUCCCCGAUGGGCCCGCGGAGGACGGCGAGCAGGACAUGGACCUGGACGAGGACGCAGAGAGGAAGACGGCCGAGGACGAGGCGCAGGAAGCCGAGGCGCAGCGGUCCGUGGAUGACGGCGCUGCGGAUCAGAUGGAAGUAGAGAAAGAAAUCCCCUCGGAGGAGAUGAAGAUGGAGGAGGAAGGGACUCCCGGCGAAGACCAAGCUGAGGACAAACACAAAGCGGCCUGUAAAACAAGCGGGAGACCUUCUGAGGAGAAGAAGCAGCAGCAGGAGGAUUCAAGUCAGGCCAAAGAGAAAGCCAGAGAGAAGAUUAAGGAAGAGUACUCUUUAGAGGAUUCAGACUUGGAUGGCCUGAGCGACAUCACAGUGAGCUCCGUGCACACCAGCGACCUGUCGUCGUUUGAGGGGGAAAGCGAAGACGAGGCGCCGCUGUCCGAUUCCUCCGAGGAGGCCGAGAAUUCAACGGAUGGUCUCAAACCCGAGAAGAAGGAGGCAGGCGGGGACACGGGAGACGAAGGCAAAGAGAGUAAACCACGCCGCAAGGCCUACGUCCACAAGCCCUUCUUGUACUCCCGUUACUAUAGCGACUCAGACGACGAGGUCACUGUGGAGGAAAGGCGGCGAUCCGUAGCAAAGGACAAAGAGGAUCGUCUGCUCAAAAGGCAGCAAAACCGAGAGCGGAUGGAAGAGAAGCGCAAACAGAAAGCUUUGCAGUCUGAAGAGCAAGAUCAGAAAAAGAAGCAGAAACCCCAAGCCAAGGAAGCCCGCAAAGAGCAGAAAGUCCUGGAGAAAAAAAUGGCCCUGAGCAGAAAGAGGAAGCUUGACUCCAGGAGAGAGGAUGACGUGGCCAGCAAGAAAAAAACGGACGCAGAAGAAACAUCUAAGAAGGCGGAAGCGAAAACCCCGCCAUCUCGCAGCCUCCAACAGAAACCGGCGAGAAACCCGUCCGAGUCGUCUGAAGAGAGGCACCGGAGGAUGAGCGGCAGCGUCUUGGAAGAUUUAAGCGACGCCAAGAAGAUACCAGACAAAAACCGCACGCACUCCUUCAUCUUGGACCUCGAGCUCGGCUCUCAGGAGGCGCUCAGGCAGCGUACCGUCGGGAAGUUUGACCGGCCAUCACGCAAGGUGCGCAAAGAAAAGCCAGAGGAGUCAGCGAAGAUCAAACCAAAGCAGGAGAAGAAACCCGAGUCUAUGGUGACUGAACCCCAGCAGAAGGAUGGCGGGCCUGUAAAGGCGUCCUCCGAUGAGAAGAAGCCCAAAGUGAAAAGUGAAAAGAAAGUGGCAAAGGAACAAAAAGCGUCCGAGGCCGAUGAAGCGGCUAAAGAUGCGUCAGCUAAGAAAAUGAGGUCUCAGUCUGUCGAGGUGAUCAAAGCAGAGAAGGACAAAAGUCGAGAGAAAGAUAAAGACAAAAUGAAAGAAAAGGCCAAAGGAGAUAAGUUGUCAGUAAAAAGUGAUUCCAAACAACUCCGGCUGGAAUCUUCCGCCUCCUCUGAGGACCGGCCUGAGGUGGGACCAGGCGCAGAAGGCGGAAAGAAGAAAGAGAAACACUCCAAGGACACCCUGAAAAGGUCCAAGAGCCACAGCGAAGAGCGGCAAGGGGACAAAGCCAAAGUGAAAGCCGAUGGCAAAGACAAAGAGAAGACCAAAGCCGAGCAACCAAACAAGCCUGACAGCGAAAAGUCCCCAAAAAGAGUCAGGCCUGCAGAGAAAGGAAAAACCACGGAAAAAUCCAAAUCCAAAGAGGAAGCAAAGUCAAAGCCGGACAAGAAAGCUCACAGUUUGGAGGCUCGCGGGGCCAGCAAAGGUGAGAUAAGCAAGGACAAGAAGAAGGAGGGAAGUGUGAAGGAGCAGAGGAAGCCCUCUGAGGAGCCUGACAUGAAGACUGCAAAGAAGAAAAUAGACAAGAAGGAGAAAGUUCUGGAGAAGAACCACGAGGAGAAGAAAGCAUCCCGUGAAGACAAAGCGGAGAAGUCCUCUCUGGAUGUCGUGGCUCAGGAUGCGCAGAAGACAUCUCUGCUCAAAGACGACACGGAACCCGUCACGGUCACUGAGGAGCCUGCCGUGCCUCCGGAGGCCGACGCCCUGCUGACGCUCAUGGACGUCUGCGCCUCGGCCAUGGACGCCAGGCUCCACGCGGCGACGGGCGGCGUAGAGCACGCCCCCGCGGAAGCGACGCUUCAGGACGCCGACAUGAAGAUGAAGGAGGCGGCCCUCACGCUGCUUUCCAUGGACCCCGACAGCGCUCUGUCUCCCGGCUUCAUGAGGCAGAAAGCGGCGGCGUCCCCUGGGAGUGGCACGGAGCGCCAGAAACCGGAAGCUCUACAAACCGCUGCUGAGUCAUCGCCUGUGGACACGAAUGCUGGAAAAUCCAGCAGUGAUGACAACUAUGAAAUGGACGCAUCAUGUGCUGAAACGGCUCCUCAGGAUGACACCAAGUCACAUGACUUUCAGGAUCCUCCAGGUGAGGCAGCGGCCAACGGUGCCGAGACGGCACCUGACACAAAGUCAGCAUCGACCGAGAAAGAUGAAAUUAUGAAGGAAAGCACGCCUGACCUUUCCUGCGGGACGCCUGCGUUGGAGCAUGUUCCCGGUCCGCACGAGCAAAGCGAGGUUGCAGACGCAAACAGCAAAGCUGAAGAGGGGCUCGCCGAGGAGGAGCAGAUGGACGUCAGUAAUCGUGAUGCUGAAGUAACGACACAGGAGGAAGAAAGCUUUGCACAAACCGUGGAACUCGGCGCUCCACACACACAACUAGACUGUGGAAGUCAAGUUGUAAAUCAAGCCAAAAUGUGUGACCCAGGUUGCAUCAUCCAGCAGCAAAAGGAGUCAGACACGUCAAAUAAGUCUGAGGGACGAGGAGGACGUAAAAGAAAGAUGUCCAACCAGAACAUUGCAUCUGCUCUGGACUGCAGUAAUAUUGCUGAUGCAUCACAAUUUAGCAAUGCAGCAGGCCAGGAUGGAAAGGAACCAUCUUCUGAGGAAAAAGAACAAGCAGAGGUGAAGGUCAAGUUGCCGCGCAGGGGACGAUCUUCUAAAGCGGCAGAAGAAGUAGCGCAGGAGGAGAUGAAAACAUUCGAGAAAAUGGGGCCGACUCCCAGUCGCCGAAGGAGACGCUCUGCAGCCAAAUCUGAUGACUUGAGCAAAGACGAGCAGGGCGCUCACAAAUCGUCGCCAUCACGCUCUACAGAAGAUCAGCGAGAGGAAGAGGAAAGUGCACCAAAGUCUGGCAGGCUUCAAGAACAUGAGGCCGCUGUGUCGUCUCUUUCUGCAGAAAGCUCCGCCCACCGGGAGAGCGCUGAAACGGGUGAGCCGGCAGUCAAGAAGAGGAGGUUGGAGGACAGGCAAACAUCUGUGGAGGCACUGGAAGAGGAGCUGAACAAGGACACUAGCGAGGAGGCUUCUAAGGACACAUAUGAGGAGUUGAUCAAGGACGCCAAUAAGGAGGCUGGAAAGGACACAAGUGAAACGCUUCUUGAGGACACUAGUGAGGAGCCUAUGGAGGAGACUAGUGAGGAGCCUAUGAAGGAGACUAGUGAGGAGCCUAUGAAGGAGACUAGUGAGGAGCCUAUGAAGGACACUAGUGAGGAGCUCAUAAAGCACUUGAGUGAGAAGGCCCCCACAGACGACACACUUAUAAAGGAGACAAGUGAAGAGUGCUUAAAGGACGCAAGUGAGGAGCCCAUGAAGGACACAAGUGAGUAUGUAAAGGACGCAAGUAAGGAUGGAAAGGACGCAAGUGAGGAUGGAAAGGACGCAAGUAAGGAUGCAAAGGAGACAAGUGCGGAUGCAAAGGAGGCAAGUGCGGAUGCAAAGGAGGCAAGUGCGGAUGCAAAGGAGGCAAGUGCGGAUGCAAAGGAGGCAAGUGCGGAUGCAAAGGAGACAAGUGCGGGUGCAAAGGAGACAAGUGCGGGUGCAAAGGAGACAAGUGCGGGUGCAAAGGAGACAAGUGCGGGUGCAAAGGAGACAAGUGCGGAUGCAAAGGACACAAGGGAGGAGCUUAUAGAGGACACAAGUGAGGAUGUAAAGGAGACAAGUGAGGAUGUAAAGGAGACAAGUGAGGAUGUAAAGGAGACAAGUGAGGAUGUAAAGGAGACAAGUGAGGAUGUAAAGGAGAUAAGUGAGGAUGCAAAGGAGACAAGUGAGGAUGCAAAGGAGACAAGUGAGGAUGCAAAGGAGACAAGUGAGGAUGCAAAGGAGACAAGUGAGGAUGCAAAGGAGACAAGUGAGGAUGUAAAGGACACACAACGUGAGGAUGCAAAGGGGACAAGUGAGGAUGUAAAGGACACACAACGUGAGGAUGCAACGGACGCGAGUGAGGAUGCAAAGGACGCGAGUGAGGAUGCAAAGGACGCGAGUGAGGAUGCAAAGGACGCGAGUGAGGAUGCAAAGGACGUGAGUGAGGAUGCAAAGGAUGCACAAAGUGAGGAGGCAAAGGACGCGAGUGAGGAGGCAAAGGACGCGAGUGAGGAGGCAAAGGACGCGAGUGAGGAGGCAAAGGACGCGAGUGAGGAUGCAAAGGACGCACAAAGUGAGGAGGCAAAGGACACAAGUGAGGAGGCAAAGGACACAAGUGAGGAGGCAAAGGACACAAGUGAGGAUGUAAAAGACACGAGUGAGGAGCUUAUAGAGGACACAAGUGAGGAUGUAAAGGACGCGAGUGAGGAGCUUAUAGAGGACACAAGUGAGGAUGAAAAGGAGACAAGUGAGAAUGCAAAGGAGACAAGUGAGGAUGUAAAGGACGCACAAAGUCAGGAUGUAAAGGACGCACAAAGUCAGGAUGUAAAGGACGCACAAAGUCAGGAUGUAAAGGACGCACAAAGUGAGGAUGUAAAGGACGCACAAAGUGAGGAUGUAAAGGAGACAAGUGAGGAUGUAAAGGAGGUACAAAGUGAGUAUGCACAGGAAACAAGUGAGGUUGUAAAGGACACAAGUGGGGAUGCAAUGGACACAAGUGAGAAUGCAAAGGACGCAAGUGAGGAGCUCACAGAGGACACAAGUGAGGAUGUAAAGGAGGUACAAUGUGAGGAUGCAAAGGAGACAAGCGAGGAAGUAAAAGACACAAGUGAUGAUGCAAAGGAGACAAGUGAGGAGCUUAUAGAGGAGACAAGUGAGGAGCUUAUAGAGGAGACAAGUGAGGCUGCAAAGAACACAAGUGGGGAUGCAAAAGAGACACGUGAGGAUGUGAAGGAGACACGUGAGGAUGUGAAGGAGACAAGUGAGGAUGUGAAGGAAACAAGUGAAGAUGUGAAGGAGACACGUGACGAUGUGAAUGAGACACGUGAGGAUGUGAAGGAGACACGUGAGGAUGUGAAGAUGACAAGUGAGGAUGUGAAGGAGACAAGUGAGGAUGUGAAGGAGACAAGUGAGGAUGUAAAGGAGACAAGUGAGGAUGUAAAGGAGACAAGUGAGGAUGUAAAGGAUGAAAGUGAGCAGAAGACAGACGCUCCUCCAUCACUGAGUGCAUGCGAAGGAAACGAGGAGAUGGACGGGCAGCAACAAGGCUCCGCCCCCAAGAAGCUAGCUCGCAGGGGACGACCACCAAAGACAGCGGAGCUUGCAGACGACGCAGAUAAAAAGGAGAAAACGCCAGGAGCCGAAAAGGAGCCGAAUGAGGACGACGAAGAGGAGGAGGAGGAAGAGGAGGAAGAAUGCGGUGAAAAGGACGAGGACGAGAAUGAGAUGGCGAGCAGAGCGACGACGCGAUCGGCUUCUCGCCUGGAAGCUGAAAGAAAUAAGCCGAGCAAGCCGUCCACGCGCGCCAAUCGACAGAGCGAGAAAGAGGAGAUGGCAGCAGCAGGAGCACGUGGGACCAGAGGCCAGGCGGCUGCCGCCAAGGGACCCCGCAAGCGGGAGGCCAGCCCCCCCGCCGUGCGAACACGAGGAGGGCAGAAGUCCGAGGAGACGCCGUCCAAGCGAGGGAAACGCUGAGGUCCCAGAAAGACGGCGACGUGGACUCCAGCAGGUUCCUGCGGUCGACUCCGGACUUCCUCGGCGUGGCAAGUUGUUACAUAUUCAUUCUGAGAAUGACAAUGGCAAAGUUUUUAUAUUUUUUAUACUUUUUUUAAGACUCCAAAAUUACUCAUUUGUUGCGAUCAACGGCGAAAUAAACUCCACGUGGUCUUG